This is a messenger RNA of Caenorhabditis angaria, 255 nucleotides long. NCBI's taxonomy places the organism in Eukaryota, Metazoa, Nematoda, Chromadorea, Rhabditida, Rhabditidae. The record is from the annotation of a GenBank genome assembly.
AUGUUUAUAGGUGGAUAUCGUACCACGUUAUGUAUGCACCAAAUGCUAACAUCAACUUGUAAUCAAAAUACCUCUUUUGAAUGGACUGAUAAGCAUACAACUGGUACGGAUGGUUUUGUGUGGGGCUCAAAUGAGCCGGAUAAUGUAGGAUAUUUGCAGUAUUAUCUGGUUUUGUAUACGGGUUUGGGGACUAUGGACGAUACGGCUGGAUUGGGAAAUGGUGCGAUAUGUGGGAUUCAGGCCGGCAAUUUUUGA